AUGUCUACUUCAGCACCAGCAGCUGCGAUUCCAGCAAAGAAAGAGGAACCUCUACCGUUUGCAUACCAGUUUGUCGCAGGUGCGAUCGCUGGUAUUUCAGAAUUGGCAGUCAUGUAUCCAUUGGAUGUCGUCAAGACUAGAAUGCAAUUGCAAUCGAAUACUGUAUCUGCCGAGGAGAAGUAUAAAGGGUUGGUAGACUGUGUCUCCCGUAUUGUGAAACGUGAGGGGUUCAAGCAAUUAUAUAAGGGUAUCUCCUCACCAUUCUUGAUGGAGGCUCCUAAGCGUGCCACCAAAUUUGCAUUUAACGAGAAAUUUAAGACGAUAUACACUGAUUUACUAGGGAAUGAACGUAAACAAACCGUCGCUAUCAUCAGUGGUGCCUCAGCCGGUGCUGUGGAGGCCUCGGUGAUCGUUCCUUUUGAGUUAGUCAAGGUUCAAAUGCAAGAUGUUACUUGUAAAUUUGACUCUCCUGUUGGAGUCCUGAAGGAUAUUAUUCGCAAGGACGGUUUAUUAGGGAUAUAUCAAGGUUUAGAAUCUACAGUAUGGAGACACGCAUUCUGGAAUGCUGGUUACUUCGGAAUUAUCUUCCAAGUGCGUAACUCAUUACCACCUGUGCAGAACAAUAAUGAAAAAAUUCGUAAUGAUUUGAUUGCAGGUACUAUUGGUGGUACUAUGGGUUGUGUAUUGAAUACACCUUUCGAUGUGGUGAAAUCUCGUGUUCAAAGUAAUGGUAACAUUACCGUGUUGGAAGAUGGAACAAUACUGAAGAAAUAUAAUUGGGCACUUCCAUCGGUGUUAAAGAUCUACCAGGAGGAAGGGUUUAGAGCAUUGUACAAAGGGUUUGUUCCAAAGAUAGCUAGAUUAGGACCUGGUGGUGGUAUCUUGUUGAUCGUGUUCAGUACGAUUACUGAUUUCUUUAAAGAAAUGAGAGCUGCUAAUUGA
Maudiozyma saulgeensis is the source of this 942-nucleotide messenger RNA. The record is from the annotation of a GenBank genome assembly. Lineage: Eukaryota; Fungi; Ascomycota; Saccharomycetes; Saccharomycetales; Saccharomycetaceae.